Pangasianodon hypophthalmus (striped catfish) is the source of this 1306-nucleotide messenger RNA. RefSeq names its product syntaxin 8 (gene stx8). The transcript is spliced from 8 exons. Bases 156 to 866 code for a protein of 236 amino acids. The record is from RefSeq and is a predicted model, not a curated record. Lineage: Eukaryota; Metazoa; Chordata; Actinopteri; Siluriformes; Pangasiidae. Gene Ontology annotation, biological process: intracellular protein transport; vesicle fusion. Gene Ontology annotation, cellular component: endomembrane system; SNARE complex. Gene Ontology annotation, molecular function: SNARE binding; SNAP receptor activity.
GUAGUGACGUCACAUCGAAAUGCGGAAGUAGCUCGGUGCUGCUCAGGCUGAUUUGUUUUGUUUGUUAUCCACGGAACAAAUAGAUAUUUUUUGUUUGUUUGUUUGUUUUAAAUAUAAAUUCAGUUAAAUGUAUAUAUAAAUAAAUCACCUGAAAGAUGUCACAGGACCUGUGGUUACAGAAUUAUGACGCAACAUGCCGACUCGCCCAGGAGAUCGCUGAAAACAUCCACGAGAGAAACCGACAGCAGAGAACCGGCGGGAACCCGGCCAAGCUGAACAUGACCCUGCGAGCGUCUCUGCAGAAACUGAAGCAGAACAUCACACAGCUGAGGGAGACACUCGCUCGAGCCGCAUCCCAGCGCCGCGUCAUGCAGAGUGAAGCGGACCGGCGGCAGAACCUGGUGGACGAUUUGGUGACGAGGGAGAAGCAGCUGUUCACCUCGUUUAGCCGAGACCCGAGCGCGCCGGAACCGUCACGGGCGACACUGCUGACAGGAGGAUUUGGGGCGGAGCCUGCACAGAAUCCGUGGCUGGUCAACGAAUCAGAGGACACGAGAGGACUGACGUUCAAUGAGAUCAAAGAGCAGCAGCAACGCGUCAUUCAGGCUCAGGAUGAAGGGCUGGACGUAUUAGCAGAUGUGAUCAGCAGACAGAAGCGAAUGGGACAGGAGAUUGGAAAUGAACUGGAUGAACAAAACGAGAUCGUCGAUGACAUCACGCAGCUGGUGGACACGACGGACAGCCGCAUCCGCAACCAGACGCGCCGAGUCCAACUGGUGGAGACCAAAUCAGCUUCCUGUGGUAUGAUGGUGGUGAUCGUGUUGCUGCUCAUUGCCAUCGUGGUUGUUGCUGCUUGGCCGACAUGAACUGACAUGAAAUGAUGGACGUGCACAGCUGUGAAACACACACACACACACACACUCUCAAACACACACACACACUCUCAAACACACACACACACACACACUCUCAAACACACACACACACACAUACACACACUUCAUUUAAUUUAAUUUUUUGACUGUGCUAGUGUUUCAUUUUUUUUUUUUUUUAAACAAACUGUUGAAGAAAAUCACUGUUUCCCAGGGUAUAAAAUUCUAAGACACACACACUCACUCUCUUUCUCUCAAACACAUACACACACACACACACACACACUCUCUCUCUCAGACACAUACACACACUCUCUCAAACACACACACACACACACACACACACACACACAACCUGCAGUGUUUUAGAACAUCUCAUUACUGUAAGCAUUAAUUAAGCCAAAAUUUCUAAUAAACAAACCUUGAACAAUCUA